ACUCUCCCGUCCUUUUCUGAUAACCCGCACACAAAAGCACAUACACGUAUAUAUACACACACACAUAUACACACACCAAUACUCUUAAUACUACAAUAAUUCGUGUGUGCGUUGCUGGUGGAAUCGAAUCUCGCCAGCAUUAUUUAAAAAUAUUAUAAUUUUUUUUAUUCCUUUUGGGUGUUAAAUUUAAUAUAAUAUAAAAUAUAUAUAACACAAUUGUCAUAUAAUGGCAUUGAAGCGAAUCAAUAAGGAACUUCAAGACUUAGGCAGAGACCCACCAGCACAAUGUUCUGCAGGACCAGUUGGUGAUGAUUUAUUUCACUGGCAAGCUACUAUUAUGGGACCACCUGAUAGUCCAUAUCAAGGUGGAGUGUUUUUCUUAACUAUUCACUUUCCUACGGAUUAUCCAUUUAAACCUCCAAAGGUUGCAUUCACAACUAGAAUUUACCAUCCGAACAUAAAUAGUAAUGGAAGCAUUUGUCUUGAUAUUCUACGGUCUCAAUGGUCACCUGCUUUGACCAUAUCUAAAGUUUUGCUGUCAAUUUGCUCGUUGUUAUGUGAUCCAAAUCCUGAUGAUCCUCUUGUGCCUGAAAUAGCUAGGAUAUAUAAAACAGACAGAGAAAAGUAUAAUGAAUUGGCCAGAGAAUGGACCCGUAAAUAUGCAAUGUGAUGGUUAUUUCUAAGUAUGUUGCCUGUCCACCCGUCAUCAGUUAAACAUUCUUUUUUUGCCCUGUACAACCUCAAAAAGAUCAACACUUUCAAUUUCCAACAAAUCUGGUAAAAGAUCACACUAUUGGAAAAAUACUUACAUAGUAUGAUUUUGAAAUUUUAUUUUAUUCAUAAAUGCCUAUAUAUAUAUAUAUAUUUUUUUUUUUACUUAUCACUUUGUCAUAAAGUUCAAUAUUGAUUAUGUAAGUGUCUCAUAAUAUAGAGAACAAAUUAAAAAUAUGAUGGUGUUUCUUUAGUAUUUAAAUUUUAAUUACUUUUCGGGAUAAAAGUGUAAUAGAUACAUGUGCUGGUGGCAUUUUAUAAAACUGCCUUAACCUACCCAAAAAUAAUUAUAAUAUAGUUUUUAAUUAUUAUUUA
Molecule: messenger RNA, 1086 nt
Organism: Daktulosphaira vitifoliae (grape phylloxera)
Lineage: Eukaryota; Metazoa; Arthropoda; Insecta; Hemiptera; Phylloxeridae
Gene: eff
Product: ubiquitin-conjugating enzyme E2-17 kDa
Exons: 6
Coding region: 227-670 (147 amino acids)
Biological process (GO): ubiquitin-dependent protein catabolic process; protein polyubiquitination
Cellular component (GO): nucleus
Molecular function (GO): ubiquitin conjugating enzyme activity
Source: RefSeq, a predicted model, not a curated record